CCUUUAGGGAUGGUAAACUUUGGUAACCUGGAUGUCACACUGGCCCUGCAUGUGCCCCAAAAUCAUGUUAUUACCAAAGACCGGCUCAAGGGCAAACGAGUGAGACAGAUGAGCAGCAAGGCAAUGUUCAUCUAGCGUAUGCCCAAAACUUGAGUUUGGCUUUUCAUCCAUAGGGGUUUGAGAGACCCCUGCCUGGCCUAUAGCAGGGGAAGGGGCAGGGAGGCAGGACACCGUACUUCUGCUGACCUAACCUGCUGACCACUACUGCUUCUGGAAGGACCACGAGAACUUAUUAGAAUCAUCAACUCACAUCUGCAGUCACCCCUCCCCCCCCCUACCACUGCUACCACCACCACUACUAUUACUACUACUGCUACCACUACUACUGCUGAAAAGCCUACGAGAGUUUGAAGAAGAGUCUGAAGGAAGUCGUACUCCUCUGCUGUCAACCUACUCACUCCCUGCUUGAUGAAACUGAGCAGGAACGAAUUGCCAGUCAUUGAACGUUAUAGUCAGCCAUUCAGCUAUUUUUUUUUUUUUUUUUUUUUUUACGUCUUCGCCUGUAGUGCCGGUAGGCUUUCUUCAGGGGCCUGGUGGUCGGCUCAAGCCCAUCAUGGCGCAGGCAAUUUUUAUAGUGGCGCCAUUUAUGCUUUACGUAUGACUUAUGGAGACUGACUGAGUGGUUGACGGGCCCCAGGGAAUAAGUCAGCCGAGUCUUUGUCAUUAAGUGAGAUUCGUAACUCGCCCAGGAACCGACUGGCUGACUGUAUGACUGGCAAGGAAAAAUCAUCACUCACCCAAACCAUUUCAUAAUAUAUAUCAAAGCAUUUGUGAUCAGUUUAUGUAUCAUCUAUUUUGGGGGGUUUAUAUCAUGGCACAAAUUUGGCCCGUCGCUGCUACAUGGUAAAGCCACAAAUUUGGCCCGUUGCUGCUACACGGUAAAGCCACAAAUUUGGCCCGUCGCUGCUACACGGUAAAGCCACAAAUUUGGCCCGUCGCUGCUACACGGUAAAGCCACAAAUUUGGCCCGUCGCUGCUACACGGUAAAGCCACAAAUUUGGCCCGUCGUUGCUACCGGGUUAACUAUAGUGCACACAUAACCAGGACUUAGGACUCUUCCAGAACACCUCUGAGUGGAUACGUGUUAAAUUAUUAGUAUGACGAACCAAGGAUGUGUUGGGUAAAUAAUCAAUAACUUGGGCUGGGUGGUAAAUGCUGAAACAGUGCUCAAAUUUGUAUCAAGUCUCGAUGAAGUGUGGGAGGCCCAGGAACUAAGAUUUAACUAUAUACACAUAACCACCACAUGCAGCCAACACUCGGAAAACAACCAGGCUUAAGACUUUCAGAACACCUGUGAGUAUGUUGACGGAUCUGUGAUUGGUGGGUUUGUGUUUGCUAAUACUGAUUUGUUAGUCACCUUUGCUGUGUUGUUUUAUAUAUGUGCAAUUAACAUUUUUAUAAGGUAUGUAUGGUAGCUCCUUAAGACUGAGAAGGGAACACCAGUCAUCCUUAAAUUAAUGUUACUGUUUGAUCUUUACAAUAUAAGAGAGUACACCAUGAAAUUGAGAGAAAAUGUGUCAUACCAAAGAAAACAAUAUAUGCGGUAACUCAAUUUAAAAGUGAGAAAGGAACAUCAGUCAUUCAGAAAUUAACGAUACUAUUUGAUCUUUACAAUAUUAGACAGUACACCAUGAAAUUGAGGGAAAAUGUAUGAUGCCCAAGAAAAUAUUUAUUGAGGGUAAACUAUAAAAAACACUAAUUAUUUGUAGACUGGACUUGGUGACUGGAAAGAUGAUUAUAAAACGUUCCUCAAAACUGAAAGGGAGACAAAAAUCAUUUAGUGCUUAAUGCUUUUGAUCUUUACAACAUUAGACGGUGUACCAUAAAAUUGGGAGAAAAUGUGAUGAAGAAAAUGACUUUUGAGGGUAAACUAAAGUGAACCCAAAUUAACUGAAUAUAUAUCAAAUUCAGCGACUGGAAACAUGGAUGAGGUGCGGCCAGUGCUCGGUGCGGGGAAUGUGCGGAAGUUUGAGUGUCUGCAGUGCGGGGAGGUGCUUGGGAGUAGCAGCCGCUUCAUCCAGCACAACCUCGGCCACAUAGGGGUGCGGGUGUACCUGUGUGGGAUGUGCGAGAAGCUAUUCCACACCAUACAGCAGCUGGCAAUACACACCCUCUCGCAUCCCACCUUCACCAAUCCUGGAGCGCAUUCCACCUCGGACAGUGCACAUCCCACCGCUACUGACACUUCGGACAAUGCACAUCCCACCACUACCACCACCACCACACCAACGCAUCCCACCAGUACCGACGCAUCCCCCAAGAAGAAGAAGGAGAAGAAGUCGUAUACGUGUAAAGAGUGCGGGAAGCGAUUUACGAACCGCACUUUGUUUAACCGACACAAUGACAUCCACGAAGGAAAGAAAUUUAUGUGUGAGCAGUGCGGGAAACUGUUCAGCCAGAAGGGGUACCUCAAGACACACCAGGCCAUACACACAGACGUCAAGAUGCACGCCUGUGAGAUCUGCGGCAGGGAGUUCACGCAGAAGAGCACCCUCGUCCACCACCUCACGGUCCACAACGGGAAGAAGUUCAAGUGCGAGGAGUGUGGGAAAGUCUUCAGUCGUAAGAGCUACCUGUCUUACCACGCCAAGACGCACGCCGACGAGGGGCGGAAGAGGUUCGAGUGUGCCGACUGCGACAAGACUUUCACGCAUAAGGGCGACCUCACGCAGCACGUCAAGAGCUUUCACCAGGGGAUUAAGUUUGCCUGUGAGGAGUGCGGAAAGGAGUUUACGAAAAAGAGCAACCUGACCAAACACGAGAAGAUGCAUAUGUAGAAGGUGGUGAGGGUGAGGAUGAUGAUGGUGGUGCUGUUGAUGGUGAGAACGAUGAUGAUGAUGAUGGUGGUGGUGAUGGUGGUGGUAUUGUCGUCUCCAUCCUUCUCCUCGUCCUCCACCACCUCCACCUCCUUGUCUCAUCUUGUCUCCACGAAGCAUCAUUGCUCAAAAAGCGGAAUGGGGCGGCCGUGAGGGACUGCAGCGCCAGGAGGUAGAGCGCCGUGGACACCGCCCGCUCCCCUCCGCUCUGCUGGUGUGGGGUCAACUCCUGCAGCUUCUGGUGGUCUCGGAACUUGACGUAGAUGACCAUCCCGUAGUUGAC
Molecule: messenger RNA, 3159 nt
Organism: Eriocheir sinensis (Chinese mitten crab)
Lineage: Eukaryota; Metazoa; Arthropoda; Malacostraca; Decapoda; Varunidae
Product: gastrula zinc finger protein XlCGF8.2DB-like
Exons: 3
Coding region: 1983-2837 (284 amino acids)
Source: RefSeq, a predicted model, not a curated record